Sorghum bicolor (sorghum) is the source of this 1993-nucleotide messenger RNA. Its product is annotated as FBD-associated F-box protein At3g52670. The record is from RefSeq and is a predicted model, not a curated record. The transcript has 5 exons. NCBI's taxonomy places the organism in Eukaryota, Viridiplantae, Streptophyta, Magnoliopsida, Poales, Poaceae. The coding region runs from base 149 to 1675 and encodes 508 amino acids. Gene Ontology annotation, molecular function: protein binding.
AACGCGCAGGACGGGGGAGCUGGGCGCCGGAGUCAGACGAGACUCGAGAGCCCGAAGGCCGAAGCCCCCCACAAAAUCGUCGGCGGCGACGACGCGAUCUGGGCACCUGCGCUGCGCUCCUCUCGCUCGUACCGUGUGCUCAAAGGCCAUGCGGCGGCACCAGCGGCUUCGCCAUCCCCGAAUCCAAGCGCGCGAUGGAUCGAUUGUUUCCGUGGCUGCGGAAGAGGGCUUGCCUUGUCAUCAAGAUUGUAACUCUCGAGAAGGCAAAAUAAGUAGAUAUUCAGGGCCCGCCCUUCCUGAGGAUAUCUUGCUUCAUAUACAUUCUCUAUUGCCACUUCGAGAUGCUGCCCGUGCUGCUUCCGUGUCUCGUGCAUUUCGAAAUUCCUGGAAGUGUCAUCCCAACCUCUACUUCAGUAAUGAAACUAUGGGCUUGAAAGAUACUCUGCAUGGACCUGAGCAAAUGCAAUUGGAUUUCAUCAGCACUGUUUAUCACAUUCUGAAAAGGCACUCAGGCACUGGCUUGAAGACAUUUGGGCUUGAAAUAUCUAGUCAUUACGACCCAUGUCAUCUUGAUAGCUGGCUUCACCUUGCUCUUUCAUCUGGGCUUGAAGAACUCAUCAUUGAGUUGUGCAGUGGCCUAAAGAUGUGGUCAGGCAUGUGCAUGCCAUGGUACAACUUCCCAUGCUCCCUUUUAUCUGGCAAGAGUAGAGACUCGAUUCAGAAUCUUCGCCUUAGCUCCUGUGCCUUUCAUCCUACAGUUAGAUUUUGUUUGAGAAGCCUGAAGAAGUUAUAUCUUUGUUCUGUGAGUAGCACAGAUGAUGAGUUACAGUGCAUUCUAUCAGAUUCCUUUGCUUUGGAGAGGCUGGAACUCCUGAGUUGCAGCAAGAUAAUUAAUCUUAAGAUACCUUAUCUGCUGCAGCGCCUCAGCUAUCUGGAGGUGAAAGCAUGCUUGAGUCUAGAAGCGAUACAGAUCGAAGCUCCAAAUAUAUCCACUUUUCGCUUUUCACGCCGUAACCCUGUACAACUCUCACUUGGAGAAGCAUGUCAAGUGAAAGACCUAUACGUGUCCCACUAUGGUGCCGUCUAUUUUGCUCGUGUGGACCUUCCACUGAUUGCACCAUGUCUCGAGAUUCUUACCAUUGAGUCGCAUAAGGAGAUGGUCAAUAAUAUAACGAUCCUACCCAGCAAAUUCUACCAGCUCAAGUACUUGGAUAUUUGUGUUCCUGGACAGUACUUUGUUCCAGACUAUGAUUUUUUUUCUCUGGCUUCUUUUCUUGAUGCUUCUCCUUCCUUGGAGACUUUCAUCUUGGAUUUUAAUUUACGUAGGGUCUUUGCGGAUCCUGAGUCAGUUCUUGGAGAACUCUCACAAUCACAUAUGCGCCAGACGGCAGAGCACCACUACGGCAACCUCAAGAGGGUGAAGAUCAACCGUUUCCACCCCGCGAGAAGCCUGGUUGAACUAACAUGUCAUAUUCUUGAGAGUGCGGCAUCGCUUCAAUGCCUUACAUUGGACACGAAAUGCUGUUGUUCUGGGGUUUCUCACAGCAAAUCUGGUAAAUGCUUCAUCUUCGCUGUCAGAGCAUACAUCGAGGGGAAUUUUCCCUCGACGACUAGGCUAGACUUUCCGAAGCCUUGUACUUUAGAUGUCAAGUUAUCAUUGCCAUCCAAUGUUUAGUGAGGUCUCUGAUUAUUAAAUCACUAUGACCAUUUAAGUUUAGAAGGCUUAUUAUCUGCUGAUCUGCACCUCAUAGGUGGCUGCGUCUUUGUUUGGUUUGGCUUCGGCUGUUCGGCAGUGUACGCACUACCUGCAUGCCUGCAGUAGGUGUCUUUUUUUUUCUGUUUUUUUUUUCCGGGAUUGGACAUCACAAGAAAGUACUCCAACGCCCGCUCCACUUGUAUUUCUUUUUUUCCCCUUUGAAGGACCAUUGUAUCUUCUUUGAUCAGAUUGCUCAUUUGUUCUAUGUUGGAGAGUAAAAAGGAAUUAUUGGUGUAA